Molecule: messenger RNA, 2278 nt
Organism: Cephus cinctus (wheat stem sawfly)
Lineage: Eukaryota; Metazoa; Arthropoda; Insecta; Hymenoptera; Cephidae
Exons: 5
Coding region: 654-1529 (291 amino acids)
Source: RefSeq, a predicted model, not a curated record
AAGGAUCUGUAACGAAAUCAUGAUAAAUGUGCAUUCUCGAUUCGAGAUCGAUAAUCGAACGAUAGAAAAUGCCGUAACAUUGACUAUCCGUUAAAAACAUAUUAAAAAGAUAACGGACUUUACAGUGUUAAUCGAGCUGUCAAAGACGAACCAGUGAUACACGUAAAUAUAUCCCAGACGCCGGGUAUAACACGAUAAUUCGGGAAAAAUAACGAUCGAUAAUCAAUAACAAUCUUGUACGAGGCUCUACGAAGAAACUCCAUGGAGAAGGUGCUCGUUACAGGCAAGCGGACGUAACGGUCGUUACGGGAAUCGGAGCGUUCGUUGUGAGCCACGUGCUGGGAAAUUUGUUUUUUUGUUUUUCAAUCAUUUUAUUUCUAUCGAAAAAAAUAAUACGGAUUAUUAAAGCUUGUGGCAAGAGCGAGAGAGGAUUGUGGUAUAUGUAUAUUAACUCGUACGUUGAUCUUAUUAGCUACCUCUACUUAUUAUAUAUGCUUGUAAAAAAACGUUUGAAAAUUAAGUACGUCCCGCCAGGUAGUAGCAAUUAUGCUAUAGCCCUGUUAACCAGUGUGCAUCAAAAUUACUCCACAUCUUGGACUCGCCGCUGCGGUAGACGAGAUUCUAAAUCCGCGUAAAGAAUUCAAAGAAGCAAAAUGUCACGAAAAGUACUUCUGUUGUACGUUGUACUUCUUGUCCUGAAGAAGUCCAUUACAUUGACACCAGGUCAUUUGGAUGACUUGAAUCAUCAAGAAUCACAUCACAGGGAGAAAAGGGUUUUUUGGAUUACGAAUGAUGGUCGGAUAGCUUUGCCACCAGGAACGAUAAUGACGAUAACACCGACUUUAGCGUUACCUUUUGUUAGAUAUCCUCCAUAUGGAUUUCUCAGUAAUAUGACCGUCAGUUUUCCAUUCACAAUUGACUUUGAUAAAUUGGGAUUGACUGAUAAUGAAAAUCCGUAUGGCGCUUUACCGCCGGUCUUCGACAGAUCGAUGAAAAGUCGAGAGGCCGGAGUCCUCAUGGCAGAUUUUAUAGCGGCGUUCAUAAAGCACCGACUACAGAAGCGGGACGCACCGGAAGUGCCAAAAAAUGCGUUUCACGGUGGCGAAAGAGCGCUUCUUUACGGCACUGCUGAAGAUAUGCUCAGUACACUUGGUAUGGAUGGGAAAGCUUGUUUGCUUAGAGCAAUAUGUGAAGUUCAAGGACAUCCUUUGGAUAAUUUUGGAUUACUUGGCGAAAUGCUCAAGUUAUUUUUCACGGCAAGCAAAUCUCCUUUUGCUCAUCUUCUUGAGGAAUACGUUGAGGCUGAGAAGCGCGGAAAAUUACAUGGGGAAUGUUGGCCAUAUUUCAAGAAUUGUCCAAAGUCUUUGUUUCUCCCUUCCGAUAAUAAAUACACGAAGGAUUCUGUUUACGAAAAGGAUGAACCGGAUUACGAAGACGGUAUAAACAAUAUUUCGCAGAAUAUUGAAGAGAACAUGUCCAAAAGGACAUCAACGAGAAAUAUGAAGCAUACGAUAAAUCCGGCGAUGUAGUCAAAUUGAAAUCUAUAGCAACAAAGUUAGUAACUGAUAGUAACUGAUUAAAAAAAGAAAGCCAUAGUAUAUGGGUUUGAGAAUCAAAUAUUUCUCACGACUUAUUCUCUUUGGAAAAUUUGACGGUUUUACACGUUUUAUGCAAUUGCUCGUUUUUCCAGAGAGAAUUAAUGAUUGUCGCUUGUAAUAUUUCGUAAAUGGAAGCUGCAUUAUGAGAAAUAAUACCGCGCCACUAGAAAUACCAAACUACAGACAUCUUUAUAUGAUUAUUAUCAGGUCAUUGACGAUACUAUCAAUAUUGGUAAAAAAUACUCACAAAUUUAUGGACUCACCUGACGUAUGACAAUACUACCAUGUAUUUUUCAAAGAUAAUGGGUCGACUCAAUAAUUUGUUAUACAUAUAUUUAUUUAUAAAAAAUUGUUCAUCGUGAUAAUUAUGUUAAAAUAAUAUUUAUAAUUUAUUUGUAUUUAUUAUAUUUUAGAUGUUUAAGUAAAAUAUAUAUGAUAUAUAAGUUAUUGUAAUUUUAUGAAUCUAAAGGAUAAGGUAAUACGAAAUUCGUACGUAUAGAUAUUAGGUUAUAUCGUAUUUAUUAAGGUUCAGGGCCUUGUACAUAAAAUUUGUAAAUGGUUUUUGUUUACGGUGGUCAUCCAGUAAAAUCCCGAAACCGCCAUAAAUCAUAUCCAUCUCAAAACAAUUUCUGUAUGUAGAAUCAUGCAAGUCACAUAAAAAGAUAUAUGUAUAUAUGCAA